Messenger RNA from Larimichthys crocea (large yellow croaker), 2525 nucleotides. RefSeq names its product ankyrin repeat domain 13 family, member D (gene ankrd13d). The coding region runs from base 136 to 2025 and encodes 629 amino acids. Gene Ontology annotation, molecular function: protein binding. Lineage: Eukaryota; Metazoa; Chordata; Actinopteri; Sciaenidae. The transcript is spliced from 16 exons. The record is from RefSeq and is a predicted model, not a curated record. Gene Ontology annotation, cellular component: cytoplasm.
UGUUCUCCUGUUUAACUAAAGCUAGCCACCGUUAGCUGGAGCCAGCUGUCUGUGGUGUCACUGCAAUCUGUUGGCUGUCAUAUUGCAAACAUAGCUUUUUUUUUUUUUUUACUACUGUUUAUCUGGACAACAACCAUGGCUCAAGAAGCGUUUCCUCUGCAUUUUCUGGUGUGGAACAAUCAGUAUCUGGAGCUGGACAGAGAGCUGCAGAAGAACGAGCAGGAUGUAGAGCGCCUAGAUCCGAGGGGGCGCACCCCGCUGGAGCUGGCUGUGUGUCUGGGCCACCUGGAGUCAACCCGGGUGCUGCUCAGACACUCCUCAAACCCCACGCACUGCAACGCACAGGGCUGGACCAUCUUGCAGGAGGCGGUGAGCACCGGGGACCCUGAGCUGGUUCAGCUGGUGCUUCAGUACAGAGACUUCAAGCGUGCCACUGAGAGACUGGCUGGCAUCCCAGAGCUGCUCAGCAAACUGAGACAGGCGCGUGACUUCUAUGUGGAGAUGAAGUGGGAGUUCACCAGUUGGGUUCCCUUGGUAUCGAAAGUUUGUCCCAGUGAUGUUUACCGGGUGUGGAAGAGUGGCUCAUGCCUCCGCGUGGACACCACCCUCCUGGGCUUUGAACAUAUGACCUGGCUCAAAGGGCGACGCAGCUAUAUUUUCAAGGGCGGAGAUGACGGGGCCGUGGUAAUGGAGGUAGACCAUGAGAAGCAGGUGGUGUACACAGAGCCGCUCGUUUUGUCCCCCCGUGACGCUCCCUCCCUCCUGGCGGCCAUGCAGCCGUCGCAGGAAAACACAGCCCAGAGACUCACAUCGCCCAUCGUCUCCACACACCUCAACACACGCAACAUUGCCUUUGAACGGAACAAGUCAGGAAUCUGGGGCUGGCGUUCGGAAAAGAGUGAAGUAGUUAGCGGGUAUGAGGCCAAGGUGUACAGUGCCACUAAUGUGGAGCUGGUGACUCGGUCAAGGACAGAGCAUCUAUCAGACCAGGACAAAUCAAGGAGCAAAGGCUCAAAGACUCCUCUGCAGUCCUUCCUGGGAAUUGCUGAACAACACACAACUCACAACGGGAGUAACGUGUCCCAGUGUGCCAGUCCUCACAACCCCACAGCCAUCACAGCUGAGGAGUACUUCAACCCAGAGUUUAACCUGAACGGCCGGGACAUCGGACGACCCGUCGAGCUUACAAGCAAAGUCCAGAAGUUUAAAGCGACACUGUGGUUGAGCGAGAGUCACCCUCUGUCUCUGGCCGAGCAGGUGACACCCAUCAUCGACCUCAUGGCCAUCUCCAAUGCUCACUUUGCCAAGCUGCGUGACUUCAUCACCCUGCGCCUGCCGCCAGGCUUCCCUGUCAAGAUAGAGAUUCCCCUGUUUCACGUGUUGAAUGCCAGAGUGACCUUCAGCAACUUGUGUGGCUGCGACGAGCCAGUCAGCUCUGUGACGGUUCACACACCAGAGAGCUCAGAGGAAGCUGGUCAGUCUCUCCCUCCCUUCCACUGUGAGGUGGACCCCUCGGUGUUCGAGCCCCCCGCAGACUACACCACGCUCGGACCUGGUCGCAGCGAGCCGAUGAGGGACGAGGACGACAAUCUGCUCCAGUUCGCCAUCCAGCAGAGUCUGCUGGACGCCGGCACAGAGAGCGACCAGGUGACCAUUUGGGAGGCCCUGACCAACAGCCGCCCGGUGCCCCAGAGUCCACUGUACGAGGAAGACUCUCAGCUGGAGAGAGCGAUCCAGGAGUCCCUGUCCAUCUCACUGGCCAGCAGAGAGGGAGACGACAUGGCCGACCCCAGUCAGCCCUCCUCCAUCUCCCCGUUGGACCCCACCGCCAACUCCCCGCUCUCCUACAGCACAGUGACCGAUCCUCGGUUGUCGGGGAACUUUGGUGUGGCGUCGAGUUUCGACGAGCAGCUGCGUAUUGCCAUGGAGCUGUCGUGCCGGGAGCAGGAGGAGAUUGACAGGCAGCAGAAGGAGGAAGAGGAGGAGCUGGAGAGGAUCCUGCAGCUGUCACUCACCGAGAAGUAAUGUCACAACAGCAACGAAGCUGUGGUCUUCAUUGGGGAAUAAUCCUCUAUUUAAUUUAUUCAGUUUUAUUUUUAUUUUUUAAAAUCCUGAGGUGUUAAGUUAUUACAGAUAUUUUAUGUCUUUCUCACACGAAGGCUGCUACAACAGAGUGUACAGGACCAGAAUGUAAGAAGUAUGAGUGAAAGCAGUGGGACGGGGGGUAAAUAUGAAGAGGUGGAAACAGGUACUCUGAAACACGCUACAGUGAAGGAGGAGACAAAAGGGAGAGUCUUUGUUUUUCUUUUUUUAUUGAAUAUUUUUCACAGUCUUGCUGUCUUUUAUUGAGUGAUGAAUGAUCCUUAAACUUUAAACCUAUAACAUGAUCCAUGAUAAUAAUGAAAAAAUAUGAUGAAAAUACAAUCUUAAUGGAAUAGCUUAUAAAAAUAUGAUUAUAACAUUUGAAACAUUUAUGUUGGCUUACUCCUGUGUGUGGAAAAAUAAAGGAUACUGAUCAUCCUGGA